Molecule: messenger RNA, 936 nt
Organism: Myzus persicae (green peach aphid)
Lineage: Eukaryota; Metazoa; Arthropoda; Insecta; Hemiptera; Aphididae
Product: protein anon-73B1
Exons: 3
Coding region: 501-743 (80 amino acids)
Cellular component (GO): membrane
Source: RefSeq, a predicted model, not a curated record
CCAAUAUUUUUUGUUAUUUCUUGUUAUUUAAUAUUAUUAUUGUUAUGUUGAUAUUUGAUAAACGAACAACGAAUAUUUCGUGUAGAGCGUAAUUAUUGUAAAUUUGAGAAUAGGUACUAGAAUUUAUUGUCAAUGGCGAUGAUUGGCUAUGACACACGAAUAGAAUUUCAGUAUUUUAAAUAAGUAUUUUGUUUUAUUAUUCAACAUUUUGGUUGAUACUAACAUGUAUUUACGAUUUGUAUUUUUAUUAAGUCGAUAUCAUUGAAAAUUACUUAUAAUUUACAUUAAUGUUUUAGGUCUGAAAAGUGUUUGCAUUUAUACUAAAACACAUAUAUCAUACAUCACCUUUAAUGUCAUCUUAUACAUUUAAAUCAGAAUAAAUAAUAUUCCAUUACAACGCCAGAUUUUUAAGAUUGUUUAGUGUUUGGUUAAAAUUGUUUUACAAACCUUGUGGCAACUUUGUAUUCAAGAGGACAUUCAAUCCAAAAACUGUUUUCAAGAUGUUUCCAAUGGAAGAAUCAGAUGAAGUAUUUGAUGCUGUAAUCCGUUAUGGUUUAUACUUAGUUGCUAUAUUUCAAUUAGUAUGCAUAACAACUGUAUUUUUACUGACAGACCAAUCUAAUGACUCAAAAGAUAAUGGCGAUGGCAGUGAAUAUGACUCUGAUGGUAGUACAUUUGCAUCACCUAGACGUCCAUAUUCUCAUCAUAGAUCAAGAAAACAAGACAAGAAGAAAAGACGAUGAGUUCAAAUAAUUUAUUCUUGUAAUAUUGUUCCUUUUUUUAAAGUUUAAUUCUUUAUUAUAGUAAUCUUUAUAGGUUUUUUUUUAUAUACACAACCUUAAACUUUUAAAUCUCAUUUAUGUAUUUAACUAAAAUUAUGUAUUAUUUUUAUAUUGUUUAAUUAUACGACUUUGUAAACAUAUUGUACUCUUAGAA